Archocentrus centrarchus (flier cichlid) is the source of this 1297-nucleotide messenger RNA. It is a transcript of the gene hoxc9a, whose product is annotated as homeobox C9a. Gene Ontology annotation, biological process: regulation of transcription by RNA polymerase II; embryonic skeletal system morphogenesis; anterior/posterior pattern specification. The coding region runs from base 84 to 872 and encodes 262 amino acids. The transcript is spliced from 2 exons. The record is from RefSeq and is a predicted model, not a curated record. Lineage: Eukaryota; Metazoa; Chordata; Actinopteri; Cichliformes; Cichlidae. Gene Ontology annotation, molecular function: DNA-binding transcription factor activity, RNA polymerase II-specific; RNA polymerase II cis-regulatory region sequence-specific DNA binding. Gene Ontology annotation, cellular component: nucleus.
UUGUUCUAUGGCUAGAUAAAAAAAGUACACAUACAGUCCAUAUAAUAAUCGGAUGCAUGUAAAAGAGUCGGGGAAGCUUCGACAUGUCGACCACGGGUCCCAUAAGUAACUAUUAUGUGGACUCCUUGAUCAACCAUGAAAACGAGGAUGUCCUUACUGCAACUCGUUUUUCGGCGCCCGGUUCGCACCCAGCCGGUCCUCGUCCGACGUCUCUAGUACCGGAGUGUGCUGACUAUCCUUCCUGCAGCUUCGCACCCAAGCCACCCGUCUUCUCCACCUCGUGGGCCCCUGUACAUUCCCAGUCAUCAGUGGUUUACCAUCCAUACAGUCACCAACCUCACUUAGGCACAGACUCGAGAUAUAUGCGGUCAUGGCUGGAGCCGAUAUCAGGCGCUGUGCCUUUCCAUGGCUAUCCGGGGAACAGCAGGCACUAUGGGCUGAAGCCCGAUGCAUUUCAAGAACACAGAGCCGGCGAGUGCCUCGGCUCCAGCGGACGGACCUACACGGAUUAUCUGUACUGCUCAUCCACUGACAUGCGAGACAAGACGCAGCAGAAUAUCCCCUCUCCCGAGUCGGAGCUCAUGGCUUCAGGAAAACAUAAAGAUGAGAAACCGGAGCUAGAUCCGAAUAACCCUGUGGCAAAUUGGAUACAUGCCCGCUCCACAAGGAAGAAGCGAUGUCCUUACACAAAGUACCAGACUCUCGAACUGGAAAAGGAGUUUCUGUUCAAUAUGUACCUUACAAGAGACCGCCGGUACGAGGUCGCCAGAGUGCUGAAUCUGACCGAGAGGCAGGUCAAAAUCUGGUUUCAGAACCGGCGAAUGAAGAUGAAGAAAAUGAACAAAGAAAAGACCGACAGCAAAGACCAAUAAUGUGGACUACAGUGACAAAACAAACAAGUAUAACCACUAGUCUAAUGGACAGCACAGAUGUACCAAAACACACGAUGAGCGCCCCUCUCCUCCUUAUAUUUAUCACUUUUGUUGGAUUUUGUAUUAACCUUAACUUCCAGACUGUUUGAUGCCGAAUAUUAUUUUUAGUGCACAUUUCUGUGUCCAGCGUUUGAGUAGAAAAAAAAAAGAAAAAAGAAAAAAGAAAACUUAUAAGGAGACAAUUGCAUUCUGCUUUCACUUCCAGAUAUGUUUUUUGUAAAAGAAAUGAAAGAAACGCAGUUUGGAUACGAUUAACUGUCCGAAGAAAGAGAAUACUUGAAUUCCUUUGAAUUUCACAAAAACCAUAAUUUAUGCUGUGAAUGUUUUCUUUCAUGUUUAUUUCCUUUGUACGCUGUUGUGCAGGU